AAACAACAGAACCUCCAUCGAUGCUCUGGGGACAUUUUUGUGUUCCAGUGCAGCGCUCCAACUUGAUCGCGUAGUUCGCACAUUCUCGAGGUUUGAUGGCCGAAAAUGCGAGAGAACGGGAUUCAGGGGAACGUGGUACAGUAAAACGAGUCCUUGGUCGGCAGCAGGAGCCUGAGAAGGCACGCCUCAACAGUGCAGAGAAACGUCAUGGGUUAACUUGGACUGAGAUGCACGCCUACAAGGACAGGAUGACCUUCCCAAUCCUUCCCACCAUGAUGGGUGUCGAGGAACUCCCCAAGGACAUCAGCCUUUGUGACACAGUCUUCCGCAGCCUUGACCGCUGUAUUGACAAGGGAAUUGAGAAUGAAAAUGCGAAUCAUCCUUAUUCACGGAUGACAAUUUGCAAACCGCAUUGGAUUCGCUUCAUUAAGUGCGUCAAGCGCCGGGACGAGCUGGUCCUCCGUGGCGUCAAGCGCUGGGAGCGAAGCUACUACUCCUCUCUGGACGAGCCUUCCCAGAGUGAGUACUUGGAGGACAUUAGCACCAAGAUGAGGUACUUUCUCUACGCUGCUUCGCACACGAAGGAUCUUGAGAAAAAGAAAAGGUUGGAGACCAAUGCACAGCAUUGUGCAAUCAGACACUCCAACCUGCUGAAGCCACAAGCAGAGGAUACAUCUGCCAUGGUUUGAUGCUCCAGCUCUCGGCAAUCUUGAAGCCUCACUUCUCACCAGUGUUUAUGUUGGUUGUUACAAAUCACCCAAACCAAAAGCCAAGAGCACGCUUGGGGGUUUCUGGACGGAAGCCGAUUUCUUGUCGGCAGCUCCUGUCGAGCCUAGCCUUCAGAGUUAGCCCAAGCAAUGAAGCUGGAGAUGCCGGUCGGUGGAUGGCCACAAAGGCCCCAGAGGAUCACCUGGGUCUUAGGAUGCUUUUGCAUCGAAUGUUAGACCAGCCCGAAUUGACGGCUGCAACAAGGGGCUGGCGCCAAGCACUUGGAUUGUCACAGAUAAAGCACACACACAAUGACAGUCAAAGGACAUUUUCCUUCACGUCAUACAUUUCAUGAGAGGUGAAGAAGGGGAGCGUUCUGAAGGUAUUCUAUAAAUCUGCUCUCUCAUUUGCUGGUGCAAGGACUAUCACCAAUCAUUGUGCUUAAACCAUUCGUCGUGUUUUAUUCUCAAUUUCACCCGCAGACAUUUGAUCAGUUUUUUGACA
Molecule: messenger RNA, 1212 nt
Organism: Durusdinium trenchii
Lineage: Eukaryota; Dinophyceae; Suessiales; Symbiodiniaceae
Source: the annotation of a GenBank genome assembly